Knipowitschia caucasica is the source of this 333-nucleotide messenger RNA. The record is from the annotation of a GenBank genome assembly. Lineage: Eukaryota; Metazoa; Chordata; Actinopteri; Gobiiformes; Gobiidae.
AUGGCCAUCUACGCUGAGCUGCUCAGUCAGGCCUGCUCCCAGCAGCUUGAAAAGGAGGUUCCUUCCAUUGUGGUUCCACCCUCCCCAUCUAAAUCGUACACCUGGAGGUAUAAGCCAAAAGUGGUUGUGGUUGGCCCUGAGCCAUCGCCAUGCACUCCCCCUCCUGAGUGGACAGUUGUUGGACAAGGCCGAAAGGAAUUGGCCAUGGACCUCUACGCACACCCGGCGAUCUCCCAGAGGUCCACGGCUGGUUCAACCGGAGUCGGAAACCUGCUGCCCGACAGAGAAGACACCGACGCCAGAGGGUGGUCAGGGCAGCAGCUGGAGAAGUGA